AUGUCUCGGAGUCAGUCGAGUCUGGGAUACCUGGACUCGAAUCGGGAGGAUCUUGCAGGAUCGGGCGUCUCUCCUGGACAACAACAGCCGUCUUCAGCAUCGGGCCCCAUAAAUUUGUCAGGUCUGGUGUGUAAUGUUCGCCGGACAACUGGGAGAGAACCGCAUCCGUUGGUAGGUGCGACUACAACUAUAUUAGGCGAUAAGCUUUACGUUUUUGGCGGUCGUGUUCUCUCAAAAAGCCGCCCACAAUUGACGUCCGACAUAUAUGAGCUGGACCUGAUUCGGCGUCACUGGAUAAAGAUCGAUGCCACCGGUGAUAUUCCCCGUCCGCGAUAUUUUCACAGUGUCUGUGCUCUUGGAGACAACAAGCUGGUGUGUUAUGGUGGUAUGUCACCCAAGGAUACCACAUCCAAUGGCUCUACGGGACAGGAGACGCAGCCAGAGGUGGUGGUAAUGUCUGAUAUACAUAUAUUCGAUGUGCCUUCCCGAACAUGGACUCGAGUUCCUGCUACCGACACGCCCCAGGGACGAUAUGCCCAUUGUGCGACAAUCUUGCCUUCCAGUGCUCACUUUACGUCCGCAACUGCGCCUCUUUCGGCUAUCCACCACAACCCCGCAUCGUCAAAUCCUCACCAGGGCUCGAUCGGCGUGGACAUCGAUGGUUCUGGUGGUGCAGAAAUGGUGGUGGUGGGAGGGCAGGACAGCUCCAAUCAUUAUAUUGAGCAGAUCAGCGUGUUCAACCUUCGCAGUCUGAAGUGGACCAACACAAGCCCCCUAGGAAGAAGUUGCGGCGCUUAUCGUAGUGUGGUUGCCCCAUUGGCCGGUAUAAAGGUCUCGGACAUCGGGUCUGCUUCCAUCGAUAAAGAAGCACAUGAGUCCGUGGAGGAGUCGCAAGUAGAGGGAUGCCCUAUGCUGAUCUAUUCGAACUACAACUUCCUAGAUGUUAAACUAGAGCUUCAGCUGCGCUUACCAGAUGGCCGCUUGGUUGAGAAGCCGAUGCAGAACCAAGCAUCGCCCCCCGGCUUGAGGUUCCCAAGCGGAGGCGUUAUCAACGGACACUUUGUGGUCAGUGGCACGUAUCUUACCUCCUCCAAGCAGGAAUACGCCCUGUGGGCACUUGACCUGAAGACGCUCACCUGGGGCCGUAUCGAUGCUGGUGGGACAGUGUUCGGUCAGGGAAGCUGGAACCGCGGAGUCCUGUGGGCGAGAAGGAACACUUUCGUGAUUCUCGGCCAUCGGAAGCGUAGUCUGGUUGAGGAUUACAACCACCGACGACUCAAUUUCUCGCACGUGUGCAUGGUCGAGUUGGAAGCAUUCGGACUCUACAAUAACCCGUGCAGAACAGCUCCGACAUCCGGAUACAUCUCUCAUAGCUCCCCUGCCGUCCCCGCAUCUCUUCACCCCAAGUUGGCUAAAUUAACAUCUGGUGGAAGACCAUUCUCAUCCGCCUCAGACGAACUGGGGAGACUAGCCCAAUCUCUCCCCGAGAUGACGGAUAUGGAGCUUCAAGCGGUGGGAGGCGAGCGCAUUCCGGUCAACUCACGAAUCCUGACUAGAAGAUGGGGACCGUACUUUAUCCAACUUCUGCGGGAAUCCUCUGACAAUGGGGUCUCCGACUCUGCCACACUGCGUCCAGCGCUCCAGAUGUAUCCAAACCGUAACUCCAGCAUCACAAUUACCCCGUCAAUCGGCCCGAAUAGCACCUAUUCCAACGCCACUACUCUCGUCAACAAUCAUUCAAACCCCUCCAAGUCAUUGUUAGCGAAUCUUGAGAUACCCUCUGCCCAUAGUUUACCUCCCACAUCUAGACCCCGCGUGCUGUACUUGCCUCAUACCUACCUCACCCUACAGGUCCUCGUCUACUACUUCUACACGUCUUCCCUCCCACCCGCGGGCUCCUCCCUCUGCACGCCCCAAAUUCUCUGCUCCCUUCUCCAGCUUGCGCGACCGUACCAAGUGGACGGUCUCCUGGAAGCCACCGUCGAAAGACUACACCAAGCCCUUGACGGACGCAACGCUGCCGCCGUUUUCAAUGCCGCCGCCAUGGCCGCAGGUGGCGGCAGAGGCACCGGAUUCACCAGCGGACCAGGAGGUACUCUGGAAGCCCUGAACGGCGUCCACGGCAGCACCGACUCCGCCGCCGGCACAGGAACAGACACAUCACACAGCCACCUCACGUCGGACUCUUCAGACACGGAACACGGCACAUCCGGCAUCUCCGUCGCAAGCAGUACCAGUGGCGCCGCCAGCGGCUCCAGAGGCAUCCCCCUCCGCAUCAAUACCAACAUCUUCAGCCGUCGCCAGCGCAACACGACCAACCUCGAACGCGAACGCGACGACUCCAUCAGCAACGCCAGCACGGCCACCUCCGCUUCCACGAACACCAGCUUCGACCACUCCGACACCGACGACGCUACCCACUCCCACCGUCGUCGCAACACAGAUGCCGAGCUCCGCCCCAACCGCGAGAUCUGGACCGGCGACCUCAGCAGUGUCAUCGGCCUGCAAAAGCGCGGCCUCCGCGGCCUCAUGGAGGGUCGUCGACUGCGCGAACGCAGCGCCAAACCGGCGAGCACAAGUGGCCCCGUAUCUAUUCCUCCAGAAAACCCUCCGUCGGCAGGAGCCGUUUGA
This is a messenger RNA of Aspergillus bombycis, 2631 nucleotides long. RefSeq names its product putative regulatory protein Ral2. NCBI's taxonomy places the organism in Eukaryota, Fungi, Ascomycota, Eurotiomycetes, Eurotiales, Aspergillaceae. Gene Ontology annotation, cellular component: cytosol; mitochondrion. Bases 1 to 2631 code for a protein of 876 amino acids. The transcript has a single exon. Gene Ontology annotation, molecular function: protein binding. The record is from RefSeq and is a predicted model, not a curated record. Gene Ontology annotation, biological process: cell redox homeostasis.